This is a messenger RNA of Exophiala aquamarina CBS 119918, 2325 nucleotides long. RefSeq lists its product as uncharacterized. The coding region runs from base 1 to 2325 and encodes 774 amino acids. The record is from RefSeq and is a predicted model, not a curated record. Gene Ontology annotation, cellular component: chromatin. Gene Ontology annotation, molecular function: zinc ion binding; RNA polymerase II cis-regulatory region sequence-specific DNA binding; DNA-binding transcription factor activity, RNA polymerase II-specific. The transcript has a single exon. Gene Ontology annotation, biological process: DNA-templated transcription; regulation of transcription by RNA polymerase II. NCBI's taxonomy places the organism in Eukaryota, Fungi, Ascomycota, Eurotiomycetes, Chaetothyriales, Herpotrichiellaceae.
AUGCCUGCCGGAACAAAUGUCACAUCCAACUCACACGCGGCGACUGCUGUCAUCACGGGCUCUAUGAGCGAUACUCAGCCUCACGGAACGGCAGAACCCCCUUCAGGAGAACCUGAGGCUUCUCUCAUCAAUGAGACCGUUCUUGGACCUAUCAAUGCUAGUAUUAAUCGCCAUGAUCCACUGCUCGAUGAGCAGCGCUAUAGAGCUAAUACGCCAUACGACUCAUUUGACCACUGGCUCGGUGAUUUUUCAAUAUCCGACUUUGACCAGGACAAUUUCCUGCAUUCAUGGUGUCCUUCCUUGCUCCCAGGCACAGAUUCGAUCUCCGUCAAUCCGUUUUCUGUACCACAAUCCGAGCAGGUCCUAGAUGGUUGGACUCCAGGGAGUAGGAGCCCCCUUCAGACUAUUCAGACACUCGAAACCAGCAGAUCAAGCACGCACCCAAUCACAAGUAUUUUCAAUUCACCCAGCCCCAUUUCCAACAAUUUCACUGCUUCAUUUCCUAGAGCUCGUCGGCAAUGGCACUUACGCGGAGGUCAGCCCCAAUCGAGUGUGUGGAUGGCUCUACCAGGAGAUGGCACGGAGAAUGAGCCUUCUACAAAUUCCGUUCCGUGCAGGGAAACCUUUCUUCAGCGUCGAAGGUUUGACGAAGACACCAGAGCACGGUUGAAAGAUGCCAUUAGAACGCACCAGCGUUUCAGCCAGCUACUUCCUCAGCAGGCAACCGGCCCAAAUUACAAGAGCUUCUCCUCUGUCAGCACUACUUCUUCUCAGGGUGACAUGCCCCCUGCGGGUCUCCUGGACAUUGCUCUGGAUGUCUAUUUCGCAAAAUGCGAUCCAACGAUCCCGAUCAUCCACCAUGCUACAUUUAGUGCUAGAACAGCUCCGACUUGCCUGCUCCUGUCACUGGUUUUGACAGGUUUUAAUACUUUGGGAACAAAAGGUGCAGUAUCUUAUGUGCGAAACCUCCUUCCAACCCUGCUCUCCAUGGUUCUGAGACAAUUAGAAAAGGAGUGUACAGUCGGAUUCCAAGAUGCAAGCUGGCUGGCAACCAUGUCUGCGGCCACAGUGUUAUCCAACAUGGCUAUCCUGUUGCAGCACCAGGGCAAUGAAGAAGGUUGCAGAACUGUGUUCUUUGUGACAACUGUGUUGUUGACGGCACGUAAUGCUGGGAUCUUCUCCGUCCGGGUGCCUCAAUCAAAUCAUGAAAGCAUCACAUAUACGGACGACGUUCAAGAUCGAUGGCUUAAAUGGUCCCGCAUUGAAUCUGCGAGGAGACUCGCAAACGCUCUUAUAGAUCUAAACUUGUCCUUCUCAGCCUUAUAUGGACGAAGGCCACUUGUUCUAACUGACGAUGUCAGUAUCAUAUCGCCUAGUGCCGACGACGUGUUUUGGACGGAGACAAGCUCUGAAUGGUUGACUCUGGUGCAGGGAGAAACCCCGAAGCACAGGGAUACAAUUAGCCUCAGUUCGUGUGCGACCACUGGUGACGACUGGAGCGUGCAGACUGCGCGAGGAUUUCUUACACUUUUGCAGUCAUCACUAUGGGAGACCUACCAUAGUUUUCACACAUUGAGGUUCGUGGUACAGCUUGAUACCCGAAUUCAUCCCUGGCAGGCAUGCGAAACACUGAGCGAAAGAGACCUUGUUAGACUAACCUUGAGCUUGUCUCCCUAUUGCAUCAGGUCGUCAGAUGGUUUGAACAUCAACGACGCAGUAUCAUGGCAUCUCACAUGCCUCAUGCUCGCUGCGAAUUGUCAGAAUAUGGCAACGGCGCUGAGAUUUGCAGGCGAUGGAGCUGCCAAUUUUGCGCUUGAAGAUAUCAAAUCAUGGGCCAUGUCACCAACAGCACGGAGGGCGUGUCUCCACGCUGGAGAGAUAUUUGCGACAUUAUUCCACCGAAGAAUCAGGGAGUCCGUAACUUUGCAUACUGUUUGCGGGGCGUUUUGGGCAGGUCUCGUCAUGGGACUCUACUACCUCAAUGUUCCUUCUGAAUCAGCGACCAGAGAAUGUGACAUUGACUUAAUCAGCAGGUUUGACUGGCAAGCAAUCGAGACUGCCGGUCUUGCCAAAGACGCGCAGCAUCCACGAGGAGAAUCAUCAUCUCCCAUAGGAGUGUCGGCAAAAGCACUGGAGUUCAUAGCAGCUGGAGGAACUCCUCGCAUAUCCGGCGAUUACCAUCCUGGAGGUCAUGUAACUGCCAGGAGGAUCUUCUCGCACUUCGCUGAUCUGAUCGAUGGUCUGGGAACCUGGCGACUUCCGAUACUAUCUCAGGUUCUUCGCGCCGCGAGUGAAGACCUCAUGGACAUGGAUAGUCGGCCUUGA